AUGCUGCGACGGGCCCUGCUGUUGCUGGGCGGCAAGCCGCCGCUGGUGCGCUGGCGCCCGCUGGACGUGUCGCACUUCGACGUCUGCGUCAUCGGCGCCGGCCCCGCCGGCAUCGCCGCCGCCCUGCGUGCCGUCGACUACAACAAACGCGUCUGCCUCAUCGAGGCGAACCGCGUGGGCGGCUGCGACUUGUGGAACGGCGCGCUGCAGUCGAAGAUGAUGUGGGAGAUGUCGAACUUCUUUGCGAAGGCGAACGGCAGCGUGGCGCGGCGGGUGUACAACACCACCGUCGCCAGCUUCAUGGAGCCAGACGAGGCGAAGAUGCGGGAGACGCUCGUGCGCGGGAGCGAGAUGCGGGAGCAGCAGAUCCUCGCGGCGCUGCGGGCGGCGGCGGUGUCGGUGUUGUACGGCGGCGCCUUCUUCGUCAGCCCGCGCGAGGUGGAGGUGCGGAACCGCGCGACGAAGGAGUACCGCACCGUCACGGCCGACUACUUCAUCGUCGCGACGGGGUCGGCGCCGCGCGAGCACCCGUACGUGCAGACCGACCACAAGCACGUGGUGACGUCGGACGAGCUGAUGAUGAUGCCGCUGCCGCGCAGCAUGGUGAUCGUCGGCGCCGGCGUGCUCGGCAGCGAGUUCGCCGCGAUCUACGCCCGCCUCGGCAAGACGCGGGUGUACCUCAUCGACAAGGAGAGGUGCAUCCUCCCCGCGGAGGACGACGACGUCGUGGAGCGGAUACAGCAGACGAUGGAGGCCGACGGGGUGGUGAUACACCGCGACUCCGUGCUCUACCAGAUGCAGGCGUGGGAGGCGCCGGCGGCGGAGCCGGGGCGGCGCAGCGGGGUGCGCUACAGCAUCAUGAACAAGCGCACCCGCGAGAUUGAGACGUACGAGGUGGAGCGCGCCCUCAUCGCCGUCGGGCGGACGCCGAAUUACAAGGGCCUCGGACUCCAGAAUGCGCACUGCCGGGUGCGGGAGGGCGCGCUCGUGCUCGACGCAUUCGGCAAGUGCGUCGACCAGGACCACAUCUACGCCGUCGGGGACGCGGCGAACGACUCCAAGCUGGUGAGCGUCGGCGAGGCGAAGGGGCGCCUCGUGGUGGACCGCAUCUUCGGCGUGCAGCCCACGCUGCCGCUGCAGCACGACUUUACGCGAAUCACCUUUCUCAGCGUCGCCGUGGCCUCGGUGGGCAUGAAUGAGAAGCAGUGUCAGAAGAAGAAGAUAUCGUACGUGAUGGCGCGCUACGGGUUUGAGCUCUGCAGCCGCUCCGUCGCCGCCUGCAACACCAACGGCUUUGUGAAGAUUCUCGCCACAAACGACAGCAAAAAGACGCUGCUCGGCGUGCGGGUGCUGGGGCUGAACGCGAGCACCAUCAUCGAGCUUGCCUCGGCGGCGAUCCGGCGCAAGCAGUCGGCGUACCAGCUGAGCGAGCUUCUCACGGCGUACCCGUCGGUGUCGCAGGCCUUCCUGGAGUGCCUCUGCGUCAUCUUGGGCUCCUCCACGCUGAAGCCGGGCUCCUUCCCCGGCCUCGUCUGCCACACCUGGACACCGCCCGACUACGAACGCGGGCGGGCCUACGCCCCCGACGCGGAGGCGGAAACUCCGCCCGCGGACCGCCCGGCGGUCCCGUACGAGGGGAGGGACAUGCGGGAGGAGCGGCGCUCCUUCCAGGAAAAGGCGUCCCACUUCUCCACGGCGGAGCUCCGGGCGGCGAAGAAGGUGGCGGAGGCCGUGGAGCUUGCCGCCGUCGCACGCGCCGAAACGGAGGCCGCGGCCUCACCCUCUUCCAGCGGCGGUGGCGUUUUCCCUGGCUCCUUCUUCCUUCGCCCCGGCCACCCCUGA
Messenger RNA from Trypanosoma conorhini, 1842 nucleotides. RefSeq names its product putative dihydrolipoamide dehydrogenase, putative,acetoin dehydrogenase e3 component. The record is from RefSeq and is a predicted model, not a curated record. NCBI's taxonomy places the organism in Eukaryota, Euglenozoa, Kinetoplastea, Trypanosomatida, Trypanosomatidae. Gene Ontology annotation, cellular component: oxoglutarate dehydrogenase complex; mitochondrion. The transcript has a single exon. The coding region runs from base 1 to 1842 and encodes 613 amino acids. Gene Ontology annotation, molecular function: flavin adenine dinucleotide binding; dihydrolipoyl dehydrogenase (NADH) activity.